Molecule: messenger RNA, 1079 nt
Organism: Papaver somniferum (opium poppy)
Lineage: Eukaryota; Viridiplantae; Streptophyta; Magnoliopsida; Ranunculales; Papaveraceae
Product: glutamate decarboxylase
Exons: 4
Biological process (GO): L-glutamate catabolic process
Cellular component (GO): cytosol
Molecular function (GO): pyridoxal phosphate binding; glutamate decarboxylase activity
Source: RefSeq, a predicted model, not a curated record
GUUCGUCAUCUUUGCGAUAUCUUUACUCUUCAUCACUACUAUAUCCUUCGUUUUUAGAAUUAAAAAUGGUUUUGUCAAAGACUGCUUCGGAUUCUGAUGUUUCAAUCCACUCGACUUUCGCUUCUCGAUAUGUUCGAACUUCUCUUCCCAGGUUUAAGAUGUCAGAAGACUCAAUACCAAAGGAAGCUGCAUAUCAGAUCAUUAACGAUGAGCUGAUGUUGGAUGGAAAUCCUAGAUUGAAUCUUGCUUCCUUUGUAACAACUUGGAUGGAACCUGAAUGUAAUAAGCUUAUUAUGGAUUCUGUUAAUAAGAAUUAUGUCGACAUGGAUGAAUAUCCUGUUACAACUGAGCUUCAGAACCGCUGUGUGAAUAUGAUUGCCCAUCUCUUUAAUGCACCACUGGGAGACUCUGAAGCUGCGGUAGGAGUCGGGACAGUUGGAUCUUCAGAGGCGAUAAUGCUAGCUGGACUAGCAUUCAAGAGGAGAUGGCAAAACAAGAUGAAAGCUCAAGGUAAAUCCUGCGACAAUCCCAACAUUGUCACUGGUGCCAACGUUCAGGUCUGCUGGGAGAAGUUUGCAAGGUACUUCGAGGUGGAGCUUAAAGAAGUAAAACUGAGUGAGGGUUAUUAUGUAAUGGAUCCGGAAAAGGCUGUUGAAAUGGUGGAUGAGAAUACCAUCUGUGUAGCUGCUAUCCUUGGUUCAACCUUGAAUGGAGAAUUCGAAGACGUUAAGCUCUUGAAUGAUCUCCUGCUUGAGAAGAACAAGAUCACUGGAUGGGAUACCCCAAUUCACGUUGACGCCGCUAGUGGCGGAUUUAUUGCUCCAUUUAUUUACCCAGAAUUGGAAUGGGAUUUCCGCUUGCCUUUGGUGAAAAGCAUAAACGUUAGUGGUCAUAAAUAUGGCCUUGUAUAUGCUGGGAUUGGGUGGGCGAUCUGGAGGACUAAAGAGGACUUGCCAGAAGAACUCAUUUUUCAUAUCAACUACUUGGGUGCUGAUCAACCCACCUUCACCCUCAACUUCUCCAAAGGUUCCAGUCAAGUUAUCGCUCAGUACUAUCAACUUAUCCGCUUGGGUGUCGAG